AUAUUUUUCAACAUGGCCGUGACAAUGGAGUGAUGUUUUGAUCUGUGCGGACUUUGCCAUAUUUUAAAGAUGAAUUCCACUCGUUGCUGUGUGCUUGUUCUCUUCUUAUGUAUUUACAGCAUCUACAAGACACAAGGAUAUAAUUUUAACGCGUGUCCUACCAGUGAGAACGAUUUUCUCAACGUAACUUACGAAUCUUUGGUUGUUAAAUGUGGCACCAAAUAUGAUCUAGAACUGGUCACUCCUCCACCAAAAAUCUCAUUUUCUCACGCAGUUCAGGUACACAUUGUUAUGUUAUUGUACUAAAAACAUAUGUGUAUAAAAGAUGUAACCCAAUAUGUCCAAAACAUAUGCCUGGCAAAGUGCAACCACAUUGGAAAGUUAAUUGCAAAAUGUGCAGACAACUUUGGCUAUCAUUUUGCGGGGGCCAACCUCACAAUAUUGCGCAGACAAUUCUGUUUUUCUGGACUUUAGGUGUACCAUUUUACUUUAUAAUUUGUACCAAAUAUUACCAAGGUGAGAAUGAAGUGCAUGAACCUGGACUGGCGGGGAAAUUGUGCACAGUGAGUAGCCAAUAACCCAAGUAUUUAACCCAUUGAGCACCAGCACUAUUCCCUUGACAAGUACAAUUAUCUGGCAUUAGACAGAGUAAAAUAAUAAAGUAUGGUGCAAUGCAACUUCUUGGGUUAGCUAGACACAUGGGCAGAUAGUCUGGUGAACCCAUGGAGCACCAGAGCUCUCCCCUUCAUGAGUAAAAUAAUCUGGAAUUAGACAGCAUAAAUUGCAUUAUGGUGUACGUAAUGGGUAAUUAAUGACUCUCCCCUCAUCAGACAUGUUAACCGUUUGUAGCUGUCUAAGGUAGAUUAAUUUGACUCGACUCUAAAGGGACUUGUGAUUUUUUCUGCAACAAGUUAUUUUGAAUUUAAAGUUUGUUCCUUAUCCAGGAAAAAUUUUAUGAAGUACUGAUGAUUGAUCCCGAUGCACCCUCAGAAAAAAAUCCAAAGUGCAGAAGUUGGCUUCAUAUGUUGUUGUCUGAUGUCAAAGUAGGAAGAAUGUUAUCAUAAAAUCAAUCUUCUAUAGUUAAUUAUUAUACUACUCUGUCCAAGGAUUUCAUUUCUUGCCAUGUUUUUUAUCAGUUCUGGCUAGAAGGCCCAGGACCCAGUUCUAGUGCACCCCUAGAAAUUACAAUGCUGUUUAUUUAAUUUAAGGGAAGUGAUCUUCAGAAUGGCAUUUCUGCCAAUGCUAAUGCAGAGUUCAACGUAGUAACAGGUAUGAAAUAACUUUUAGCAAGAAGUAUGUUUUUAUUCUUUAGCUAGAUUGUUUCAUAUUUUUUACCUAUGGAGUAGUUUCCUGUGAUAGCUGACAUUUAAGAUUACUAACUAAUAUCUUAUACUUGUACUGAACAAGAGAACAUUUGGGCAGAUUUUGCAUUUUACUGUAACAACUUUAAUUUAAUUUUACAGAAUACAAGCCCCCAACGCCUCCUAAAGGAACUGGCUAUCAUCGGUACAUUCAUGUUGCAUUUGGCCACGAAGAACCCUUGAACCGUAAAGAGAAAAUAACACGAUGUGGUUUUGACAUUGAUUUAUUUACAAAAAAACACACUUUACAUCUGACUCCUGAUGCAAACAACAUGUUUAAAACCAUAACCAAGUAACUAUUCAUGCGAAACAGUAUAAUGAAUUAUUUGGUGAUAGUCAUUUGUAUAUAGUAAAAAUAAGUAUUCCUUUCUCUAGGCUAUAUGACGUAGAAAAAGGGAAAAGUGAAUUAUAAUAUGGUAAAUUAACAACUUGUUUCAUUGUUUUUGAGCAUACAGUUAAUGUCCACGGAAGCAUCUCAUGUGCUAUAAUGUACAACUAAGUUAGUGUUUGCCAUAUGUAACCUAUUGAUAGGGUUUGACAUAGUUUACAUCAUUCUUUGUGCAAAACUGCAUGUAGUACAACUUUCUAUUUUCAUGAGUCUACAGUGAACUCAUGCUAAUAUGAAUAUGGUUUAAUUUAUCAAUCAGUCGAUUAAAUAAUUUGACCACAAUUUAUGCUGUUAGAUGUCCAUUUCCGACAUUUCUGGUAUAUCGAGAAUUUCUACUUUUGCUUUAUAUGCUGGCCAUCGACAAACAGGGCAGUUUAGGUUUUUACAUUGAUUUCCUGAUUUGAACCAUUUUUCUAAGCAAUUUUGAUGAAAUACAUGUCUACAGGGCACUGAUACCAUAAUACAGUCUUUCACAUAAUUGUCAAGACAAAUAGAGCAUUCCUUUGUCAUUAAAAUUUUUGCUGGUCGAUAUUUGCACUGACAUAAAUUUGGAUCACAGAUUAAUUUUUCCUUGUUGUGUACUUUUUUGUAUUUAUCAUUUGUUCUUGAUGGGCAAUCACAGUUUUUCCAGACGGGGAGGUCUUUGACAAAGUCUGUUGGUAAGAGUGGCCGAAGCCAUAGAUCAGGGGUUGCAAGCCGUUGAAUAAUUAUAUCUUCAUAUGUUCUGAUGAAUAAGUUAUCUUCAUUUGUUCUUGUAUUUGCCGACAUACUUCUGGUAGAUCUAAAAGAGUGGAAGAACCUACGGAAAUAUUCUAAAUCCUGGUAGAACCAAUCGGGCGAGUCCUCAUCAUCAUUGUGGAGAAGCUUAAACCUUUUCCUCAACUGAUUAACACAAAAUCCAUACACACAAAAGUUCAACACAAACCACAUAGGACUUCUGGAAUAUGUUAGGAAAUGAUAUCUGACCACUGAUACUAGAUUACUGUCUGUUAUAAAGCGACACAUUUUCAUACCAAUAUUAAGUAAAGGUUGGGUAAAAUUUAACCGAAACAUCCCAAUGAGGGGCAACCAUGAUAUCAUGAGUGCUGUAUUAGCAAAAGCAAUAAACAGAAAAAACUUAACCAAUUUUCUCAAUAUACCACCUGGAGUUAAAAACAGUUCCAAAACACAAAUUUGAUUGACAAGAAUCAUGGCCAACAAAAAUAUAUCAUUCACUUCUGGGUGUAAAGUUGUUAAAAACAUUUCCAUUGCUUUGUAUUGUAGAACUUCUCCCUUUCUUGUUCCAUAGAAAAACCGUCUUUCUGGUGUGACAAGCAGGAGUCUAGAAACUUUAUGAAUACCAACUUUUUCUCGAAUUUCAUCAGCAUUUUCCUUUGUAAUUUUAAAAUAUGCAAAGUGUACUCUCCCUGUAAAUUGUAUAGAUAAAGAUGACAACAGAGCGGGCGGGUCCUCCGAGAGUCGACCAAAAAGAACAAUUUUUGUCGUUUCAUAACUAUUUUUAUCUUUCUUUACGAACUUUAAGUAUUCUCUGUGUGUUUUUAGUUUCCUAACUCUUGUUGCUAGAACAUUAUUUAGCCAAGAAAAUGUACGCUCUACUGAUGCUUUGGAAUUGUAAACAUUGAUAUUGACAUUUCCUUUGGCAUGUUGGCCUACGGGAGAUGACAGCAGCAAGCAUUUCGUAUCCCAGCCGUUUUUCGCGCAUAAACGAGGGUCUAAACUGCAAUCGAACACUCCUGUUUUGAUUCCUAAAAGUCUCACUUUCUUAGACAAUUUAACCCACUGUUUUAGCGACAACAGAGAAGCUCUAUAUUGAGGAAUGAUUUGGACCAACCACCCGCUAGCCUUGGUGUCUUCAAUUUUUUCGAACAGAUGCGACGAACUUCGAAAAUAUGUAGUUUCUGCAUCAUUCUCGUUUUCUCGACCGUCCACAAGUUCUGUGCAGUUGUCUUCUGAAUUAAAACUCCCAGAUUCUUUCACAAGUUGCGCUAAUUCGCUCUUGUCCACAACUCCGACAUAACUGAUGCCUCGUUCGUCCAGCAAGGUCUUCAGUCUUCUGACGCUAAGUGCAAAGGGAUUAAAUAGCGGAGAUGCCACACAGCUGAGCUCCAACCAACUCGAGGAAAUAUCAAGAACUUUCGCCACCAACAACACCAAAAGAAAAUAAAUCAAAACUAAAAUCGCCUUCGCAAACAUGUUUAUGUUUACAUCGCGAGAACAAUAUGGCGGUUUCUGGCG
Molecule: messenger RNA, 3984 nt
Organism: Paramuricea clavata
Lineage: Eukaryota; Metazoa; Cnidaria; Anthozoa; Malacalcyonacea; Plexauridae
Source: the annotation of a GenBank genome assembly